UCUCUCCCAGCAGGAGGGAUGCUGACGGCUCCUCGGCUCUAGGUCUCAUUCAUCCUUCGCUCCCGCUCGUCCUCUCUCCGGGAUCCUCACAAGGAGCAGCGAAGAUGCCGCUGGAGGCCGGGAAGGAGGAGGACGUCAGGGCUGCAGCAGGUUCUUCUCCAGUUGCUUCCAUGGCGUCAACUCCAAGUAGCGACUCCACCACCCCAAAGUGUUUAAGCCCAUUAGAAGAAUCUCCAUUGGUUAGCCCUACAUGUUCCCCCAACAUAGCCCUGGUGACUUCAUGCCUCCAGGCCAAAGAAGGACACAGACCUCAGCCUGAGGGUGCAAGCAGUGAGAUGCCUCCUGGGAACGUCAUUGGUACUCUGCAUCUUCCUUCCAAGACAUCGGAGGAGUCAACUGUGACCCAAGAGGAAGAGCCAGUGGAAACUGAGCAACACCGUCCUGAAGAAGUUAUAACGCCGGAUGCUUUGGACACCAGAAUUGUGAUGGGGGAAGAGACAUCUUGUAGCCCUGAGGAAAAAGGGAAUAUAAAUAGGUUGCACACAAUUCCUGAGAGGGAGAUGGUAUUUGGGGAUGCUUUGCAGGAAGUAACAUUGCACUUACGUCACCCUAAAGUGGAAGGGAAUCCAGUACAAGAGCUUGACAAACCCAUUGUGUCCGAGUCCACUGACGAUUUGCACUUUGAGACCAGUGGAGCAUUUGCAUUGAAAGCUGAAUUAUUUUCUCAGGGUGAAUCUGUAGCUGAUGUGCCUUCAUUUCUCAAACCCACCAAAGAGUCACCCUUCAGCUCCACAGGGAUAGAUGUCCACUCAUCAAAAGCUAAGCUUCCCACUGACUCUGACCCGUACACCACCGCUCCAUCCACACCAGUAAAAACUGCCUACAGCCAGUAUAAACACCACUCUUACUCCAAGAGCCACCUCAAUGAAGAACACAACGACCUUGACAAUGACAAUAUGUCUUCUCCUCCAACAUCACCCUCUGGAUCCUAUGUCACUGCAGAAGGUGGCAGCUGGAUGUCCUCAGCCGCCUCUAGUGGCUCUCCUUCAUGUUCCCCAAAUUUAAUGGCGGAUGUGGACAAUAUUGAAUCUCCCACCCCUUAUCCGGACAACCAAAGUCUGUGUGAGGACCCAUGUUGCAUGUCUCCAGACAUGUUGGAAGAUGAAGAUAUUCCAGAACUCUUCAACAGAGAUAUGGACCCUGAAGACUUCUCUCCAGCCAAUGAUGAUCUCAUAGAUGGGUACCCUUGUGACAUCCAUUCUAGCGAAGAGGAAGAAGAUGAAGAUGAAUGGGAAACAGACUUUGCCCCAUCUUUUACGAGCAUACCUCUAUGUCCUGAAUUCAUGAGCACGGUGUCUUCAGUACAGGAGCCCCAGCAAGCAUCUUUGGCAGGCUGCUCUGGAAAUGUUGAGGGUACCCUACAGCCAGCAAGCCGGCAGGAAGUUCACACGGUAAGCUUGGCAAGCGCUGAGAAUGAUCACAUGAUUCCCGCUUUUAUGCUUCCAUUCCGGGGAAGUUUAAUAUUUGAGGCCGAAUCGAUGGAGAUCACGUUAUUCCCUCAAGGAGAAUCAGCCGAAAGUGAGGCAAUCGAUAGAGAAGAGAAAGUUGAUGAUGAGGAUGAUGGUACCUCAGCAUCAUAUCUUCACUCAUUGUCUGAGACCUCAAUCAAUGAAGGGGUAGAUGAAUCAUUUGCAUAUCAGGAUGACACCUCAGAGUCCUCAGAUUCAGCCUCUUAUAAUGGAGAAGAGGAUGAUAAACGCUAUGGCACAGAGGAGUAUGCGGUGACCAUGGACCCUGCUGUUCAGAGCACAGAGGGCCCAGUGAUAGGCCAACAUGACUCUUCAAAUUCUGGCUGUGAGAGCGAAAUGGAGACAUCAUCCGAUCUCUCUGACUCAGAGGAAGAAUGUGCAGUGUUUACAGCUCUGGAUGUGAAUGGUGAAGAUCUUCUUGGAAUUGAAGAACAAAUUGUCAAAGUCAGUGAUGUAACAAAUGAAGAGAAAGGACUUAGGAGUGAAAAACACGAUGAAGGGGUCAGAUUAUCCCAUCUAGCACAAGUUUUUUCUGAAGAUCCUUCCACCACGCAAGACAGCUGCAGUGAGCUUGAAGACUCAAGUACUAGCAAAGCGCCUCAAGAUGCAGGUGAAGAACCCAUAAGAAGCACUUUAGUUCUUACAACCGAAGCUAAAAUGGAAUCUAAUUCUGAAUUAUCUCAGAAGCUAAAAGAAGGAGCAGAGCGGACAUGGUCUGAUAGCCCUGUAGAACAACAGUCAUCCUCAUCAUCCUCUGAAAUGGACCAUCUUCUUCAAGCUGGAAUUGGCAAUGUUGGGGAAUGUUUGAUUGCUUGCUUUGAUACGGAUGAAGAGUUGGAUACUUUACCUCCUUUGUGCACAACUGGACAAACCCACCAAGAUGACAAGACACUAGACGAUGAGAACGGAAGGAGAACUUCCAUGGCCAUGCAUCUGGCUGAAGAUGAAAGAUAUUUCACAGUGAAAUGUGAAAAUAAAGAGGAUAGCAGUGUCUCCCAAGAACAGGUGUGUACUGUAGAACCUGUAGACAUAGAUGGAAGUGAGGAAGAAAAUGCUCAUGUAGAAGAUUCAGCCAAUGAAGAGUUGUUUGCAUGCUAUGAAUCUGAAGAAGACCCAGAAGAAGUGAAACUCUUGGAUCGACCUUCACUUCUUGCUCAAAUACAAAAACAACAAGAAGAAGCUGCUGCUGCUUAUAUUACAGACAAACUGUCCUGUAACAUAGAGGAAGAACAGACGCGUCUCGACAGAUCAACUAUAGAAGAUUCUGCAGCAACCAGUGCAGAUAAUGACAUUGCUGAUAGAUGCAACCAUUCAAGUACACCAAGGACUAAUAAGAAGGGAUCCAACAUGGCCUUGGUUGUGGAUGAUUUUACAGAGGACUCUUGCAGAGCAAUCACAAGUGAAAUGUCUGGGUUGGGUGAAAAUACAUCUUCAUUCACUAUUGAACAAAAUGACUUCUUAACUAAAGCUGAGGACAUUAGUCUACCAAUCCAUGUACCAUCAACUCAUGCCAUAUCUCCAUCAUCAUCUCUGAUAACUUCAGAGAAUCCCACAGAUCAAUUAGUAAAGUCAAAUAAAAUUUCCAAUGAACAAGAUGACCAACAAACAAGUAACGUGUUACUGGAGAGCUUUAAAAAAUGUCCUUAUUCUUUGGAAAGGGAAUUGUUGACUGUAUGUCCUUCCAAACCUGAUGAGUCAGUAGCCGAGGACAACCAAGGACCCAUCGGGUGCCAAAUUUCCAAAACAAGCGAGUCAAGUAAUCUACAUGAUCAUCCUGUUUGUAAGGAACCACCAGACAGGGAAGAUGUUCUGCAGAACAGCAAACAAGCUGAGAAGAAUGGAGAUAGUCAAGAAGCUCUCAAAUUUGAUAGUGAGCCAGAACAUGACAUUACAGUAACCAGUAUUACAGAAUUGGCAAAAACUUUGGAACUUGAAGAAGGAAAUGGGCAACUCAACAAAAACAAUCUGUCUCAUGAUAAAGAAGACAAGACCCUAGAAAAUGAAUCAACCACUGAUAACGAUCAAGACUCAUGUAUCUCACCAAGCAUAGAAGAUACUGCAUAUUACCCAAUGACCCUUCCAUCUUCCUCACUCCAACCAAGUCUUCUCUGCACUGACAGUUCAGAUAAAAAUUGUUCAGAAAAUCACAAAUCUGCCUUGAUGUAUCCAGACGCCACAGAGCAGGUCAAGCUGCUAUGUAACAAUAAUUCACAAGACGAGAACAUGUCACGCAGUUUGCUAUCAAAUGUUAACUUAGAAGGGUCUUCGGCUAGUAAAGCUCGGAAACUAGAAGAAACUCAUCACAAGUUAAAAAGUUCUCCACCGAUAUCUAACAGAACGGAAGGAAUGAGUACACAACAUGAACUAUGUGGUGACACAAGACAAGGCGACCCUCCACUGUUGGCCACUGCCUUGUCAGGUUUAACGUCCAAACCAAGGACAGAAAAAAUGGAGAUGACUGAAGACAUUCAGGAAAUGUCCAAGCUGCUACAAGGUUCAUUCGGUAAACUGGAGGCAUUGGAUCUAAUUAGUCGGUCAAGUUCUUCAGAAGUCAGUUCUUCCAUAUCCUCAACUAAAACCACCCAGGUCAUUGAUAGUACAGAUGUUGAUCUUGAGGUCGCAGCUUCAUCGGAAAACAAGAAAAUUAAGGCGACUAAUGGAGAAUCCAGGAAGCAAACGGCUGGAUUUACACACGAUAUGGAAACACAGCCAAGGAUCGAGAGAAGUCAGGAUAAGACAUUGAGGUCUGGCAACGUAGAUAGAAGCCCCCUGAAGGAAAAGAAAGUUGCGGAGAAGACUUGUCUUGCGCCUGAAAACUUACAUGAUCAGUCAUCCCAUAAGGUGAAGAAAGCGGAGGACAAGCCUAAACGGGAACUGAGGACCACUAACCUCCUCAGCAAGAGCCCAACUAAUAGUGACCACCAGGGCAAGCUGUCCAAAGUGGACAUUGACCACAAGCUCUGCCUGCAUGUAGCGCCCAAAACUGAAGCUGCUGUAUCGCCUACUCCAGACUCUAUGAACCCUGGCUCUGCUAUAAGUAAAGUGCCUCCCAUGAAUUCUCUGUCCCCCAUUCCUGAUGGUAAACCCCAGGACCAAAAAGUAAUCAAGCACCUGCCUGCUCCUGAACACCUGGAUUCCAAAAAGCUUGCAUCAGCUCCUGAAGGCAGCACUACAACCCCCAAUCUGAGCACAGAGGUCAGCCGGUUUCCAAGAGCCGUACUUAGCCAAGAACAGGUGGGAAAGAAAACCCAAAUGACCUGCCCCCCAUCUGAACCGACCUCCUCCAGUGACAGCGAGCUAACGUCCCAAGGGCAGGAGAUGCACCUGCUGCGGGAGACGUCGGCAGUGACCCUGCUGGGCAUCAGCAAACCUCUUCUGAGGCAGCAAGGGUGUGAGGCGCUCAGUCACAGAGGUUCCUGUAAUGACACAGAAAGUAACGAUGAAUCGCUCCCUGAGCUGGAAGAAGCCGAUCUGACGGAGCCCCAGAGCACCUCCAGCCAGAACCAGCUGGCGCACUGCGUGGGCUCCGGAGAGGAAUCCAUCGGCAAGGCCAAGCAGAGCCGGAGCGAGAAGAAGGCCAGGAAGGCAAUGUCCAAGCUCGGCCUCCGGCAGAUUCACGGCGUCAGCAGGAUCACUAUCCGGAAAUCCAAGAACAUCUUAUUCGUCAUAACCAAGCCAGACGUGUUCAAGAGUCCUGCAUCUGACAUCUAUAUCGUGUUUGGAGAAGCCAAGAUUGAAGAUCUCUCGCAGCAAGUGCACAAAGCGGCCGCCGAGAAGUUCAAAGUCCCAAUGGAGCAUUCGCCGCUGAUCACGGAGACGGCGCCCACCCUGACCAUCAAGGAGGAGAGUGAGGAGGAGGAGGAGGAGGUGGACGAGACCGGACUGGAGGUGCGGGACAUUGAGCUUGUGAUGGCGCAGGCCAACGUCUCCCGGGCCAAGGCAGUGCGAGCCUUGAGGCACAACAACAAUGACAUCGUCAACGCCAUCAUGGAAUUAACCAUGUAGCUGCUGGGCUGCAUGUGAUCCUGGAUCCUCCCGCCACACUCCUGUAUAGAUGCACAGCUAUUCAUUACCUGCCUCUGUACUAGACCUGCAUAUAUUCCUACUACGAUGCACCAACAAAGCUGCUCAAUAAACCUUGCCUGAUACAGCGCG
Bufo bufo (common toad) is the source of this 5684-nucleotide messenger RNA. Its product is annotated as NAC-alpha domain-containing protein 1-like. Gene Ontology annotation, biological process: protein targeting to membrane. Gene Ontology annotation, cellular component: cytoplasm; nascent polypeptide-associated complex. The transcript is spliced from 9 exons. NCBI's taxonomy places the organism in Eukaryota, Metazoa, Chordata, Amphibia, Anura, Bufonidae. The record is from RefSeq and is a predicted model, not a curated record. Bases 105 to 5534 code for a protein of 1809 amino acids.